Molecule: messenger RNA, 4973 nt
Organism: Pseudophryne corroboree (corroboree frog)
Lineage: Eukaryota; Metazoa; Chordata; Amphibia; Anura; Myobatrachidae
Gene: SLF2
Product: SMC5-SMC6 complex localization factor 2
Exons: 20
Coding region: 230-2965 (911 amino acids)
Source: RefSeq, a predicted model, not a curated record
AUGCUGGGCAGUGUUCUUCAGGUGAUCUGUAGUGACAUGGAUCGGCACUCGGCUAGCAGCAGGGAUGUUCGAUGAUCUCUGCACUUGAUUGGUAGUUCUGUGUGUCAGCCGGAAGCGGGAAGCAGCCUGCCACUGUGAACCCUGUGAGAAACAAAAGUGCUUCUGACAGUCAGGUUUGGGCGGGAACUCGGACGGCUGUGGCCGGCCAGGAUACACAUCUCACCUGGGCAUGACUCGGCACGGCCCUCGGUUUCAGAUAGCCAAGGCUGGCGCCCAGAAAGGUGCUCUCUCCAAGCAGAGAGAGGGUGCCCAGGACGACAGAAACCUGCAAAUAACAGACUUUUUCAAACCAUCUUGCAAGCCAGAGAGAGAUGUGUUCAGCUCUGCAGUUAGCGGGUGUAUUGGCAGUCAGCUUCUUAACAUGCAGACUCGAAGUAAGGAUUCUCGUGGCACUAGAAAAACAACCCCGUCUAAGAGACAACGGAAGAUCCCUGCACCAUCCCCAAACAAAAGCCCCAUCACGGAGGCCUUACUAAGAGGGAGCAAAGAGAAUAAGGCAAUUGUGAAUGGGACAUCUGUAAGUAAUAACGCCAUUUCCACUUUGAUGCCUUCUUCAAGUAAACUUUUUAUAGAGCAUGAAAAUGGUGAUUCAUCUCUAAAACGCAAGUUAUUUUCACAAAAUAGUUCAAACUGUUCAGACAAGAAAUUCUCCCUCUCAAGAGCUCGUCGCUGUUCUCCAAGCACUACAGCCUUCAAACACUACUCUUCUGAAACCACAAGGCCAGAAUAUUGUCAGACAGGGGAUGGUGUCAUACAUCAAAAAGCUGGGAAAAGUUUAGGUUUUGAGGUCACAUCUCCAUUGACAUUGCAUGCUCCAGAAUCUGGACACCCAUUUACUUUUGAAUCUCAAUUGACAAUACCAGGAGAGGAAAACAAACAUGUGCUGAUGAGCUCGAACUGUCCUUUCCCUGUAAUAGAAUCAAACCUGGGUGCAGUUUUGGAUACCAGAAUAUUAUCUCCAAGCCUAAGGUUUUCUACUGAUCUUGAUAGCCCAUGUACGCCUGACAGUUAUGAUGAUGACUUCAAGCAACCUUAUAAAGAAACUCAUCACAGAACGGACUGGGACAGUAUAGAUAGUGAUGAGUCUUUUAAGGGUUUCCCCUUAAGUAGUGAUGAUGAAGAUGAGGAGACACUCAAGCCCCUUGAUAAGAUUUUACAGUUGGCAACGCAACCAGUACCAUCCACCCCACAGAGAGACUCAGACCUGUCUAUUGUUUGUUUAUCACAGUCGCCUGGAUGUGAAACUUUAGUAAUUAGAAAUGUACAGCCAGUUUUACAAACUCCCUCUCCAUAUAUUAACAACCUGGAUCGUAUUUUAAGAGAGCGAGAGGAGAGCAAAAGAUUAGAUGAGAUGGAAAAGAGACUGAAUGAGGACAUACGGAGGGGACUUGGUAUGAGCAAUGAAGACAUGGAUGAUGUUGGCAAAGAUGGAGAACUUACAGAUGAACACAGAGCCUUUUUAAAUAAAUUUACUGUCGUCACAAAUGCCAUACCAGACCAUCAUCCAGGGGAGGAAAUCUUCCACUUGUCUGCAUCUGGAUCAUUAUUCAAUCACUGUACCCUUGACCUAAAACAUUCUGCGUUUUCUGGAGGGAGCUCUGAGGAUAGUGUCAUCUUCAGCUGUGAUCCAGAAAAUCAGCUCAUGUUGGCCAUGGAAGGAUAUUUUGCUUUUGGGUAUCGGUUUAAGAAAUGCCCAGAAGUUCUGAUGAGGUGGAUGUUUCAGAUGGUUUCUAUCCAUCCAUCUUACUGCGUUUCACUUAAAAUCUUGAACACACUGAUUGAAAUUACAUGCAACAAUCUUACCUUUCUAAAAGAAAAACCCUGGACUCCAUCAUUACUGGAUAUAGCAACAGUGUUCGCCAACAUGGGGAUAAGCUUCAAGACUCUCUUUCCCCUUACACACAUCCAACCCUCAUUCAGUGCCAAUGACCUAGUAUCUGCAGUACCUGGACCUGUAUUAGCAGAACAAAGACCUGACCGUUCUGAACAAACUUUUCAUCAGAUUCCAAAAUAUCAAAUUGCUCAUGUGAUUAAAUUUUUAGGCUUUUGUGCGACUUUUGACCCAAAUAGCUUCUUUGACAAGGAAAUCCUUGCACUCAUAGUGUUGCUUUUGAAGAUACACUUGGAAAAAGAAAUGAAAGAUCUUCCUGUGGUGGAUUUGCAUGGUCUUCUAGAAAACCUGCUUCAAAAUAUUAAGGAAUGGGAAAAGAUAAUGCCUGAACUAUGCAUUGCAGUAAGCAAACUUUCCAGUCAUCAUCACAACUUUAUUAAACUGCUGCAGCUUAUUCCUUCUAGUGAAAUGCGUGGAAGAGAGGUGAGAAGACAUGCCAGCCUAAUGUGCAUAUCCAAUAUCCUCUCUGGAGACUGUACAGAUCUACCUGUGAACUACGCCUCUCGGAUGAUGAAGCUGUGCCGAUUUAUGUCUCAAAUGAAGCCAUCAGCAUUAGUGAAAAAUAUGCAGUGUGUUCCUGAAAAUGGAUCAAAGACUUCGCUUGAUCUGGAUCAAGAGGCAUACUAUCUAACUUUCAGCCUUUUACAUUUGGUUAACGAUGCAAGUAGUUCAGAUGAAUCUCCAUCUUUUCAGAGAAAAUACAUACUAAAGCUAUGUACUGAACUGGAGAAACACGUAAAGAGUGGCAUCCGGGAGGAUGCAAGGUUUUUCUACCGGACAAAGGUAAAGGAUCUAAUUGCCAGACUGCAUGGCAGAUGGCAAGAGAUGCUGCUGUAUUCUCGGCCUGAUCAGGGAAAGUUGCAUGAUUACUGGCAGCCAGUGUGUGAUAGGUCACUCCACAGUUCACAAGAAAGUCUCGGCAGUGCCUCCCAGGAAGAUUCAUGCAAUGUUACUGAAACCCUACGGGACCAAGACCUCGGGAACGUUUUACAGUCUGAAAAUGCUGCUGUUUAGGAGACCAGUUUAAUUUGUUUGUUUGUUUUUGUUAAAAGAAAAUUGUCAAUUUUAUAUUGCAGGCUGAUACAAACGUAUGUAGCUAUAGAGAAUCCUGUGCGUUAGGAAAUAAAACAACACAUUUUAUUGGAUUGGCAAAUAGCGGGUACAAAAGUACCACAGUGGCAUACAAAAUAGCUAUCUGAACCCUGCUGGCAGAAACAAAUAUUUAGUCAUUUAAUAUUAUCCUCCUUAGGAUAGUAUCUGGCACUUUAAGUACUACAGCUUGCACUAUUUGUAUCAUUUACGUGUUUUUUUUUCCAUCUGUGGAGACCAACUAUUUUUUCAGUACACAUUUUUUAUCAUGUGUCUUUAAUUAUCUGAUAUACAUUAGUAUUAUCCAUUCUUCUACUAUGAAACAAUGGGUUCAAAAGAGCUAGAAGACACCAUUGAGGGAAAAAACCCACUACACAAAUAGCCGCAAUCAUUCAAUCGCAUUGAAUCUCCCUUUUUAUUUAUUUUUUUAAAGAUCGGAUACCUGUCAUAGCAGAAAGGGAGGCUGUACCAUCCCUGUAAUCCCUGUCAUAGCAGAAAGGGAGGCUGUAUCAUCCCUGUAAUCCCUUUCAUAGCAGAAAGGGAAGGCUGUACCAUCGCUGUAAUCCAUGUCAUAGCAGAGAAGGAGGCUGUACCAUCCCUGCAAUCACUGUCAUAGCAGAAAGGGAGGCUGUACCAUCACUGUCAUAGCAGAGAGGGAGGCUUUUCCAUUCCAGUAAUCCCUGUCAUAGCAGAGAGGAAGGCUGUACCAUCCCUGUCAUAGCAGAAUGUACCAUCCCUGUCAUAGCAGAAAGGGAGGCUGUACCAUCGCUGUAAUCCCUGUCAUAGCAGAAAGGGAGGCUGUACCAUCGCUGUAAUCCCUAUCAUAGCAGAGAAGGAGGCUCUACCAUCCCUGCAAUCACUGUCAUAGCAGAAAGGGAGACUGUACCAUCACUGUCAUAGCAGAGAGGGAGGCUUUUUCAUUCCAGUAAUCCCUGUCAUAGCAGAGAGGAAGGCUGUACCAUCCCUGUCAUAGCAGAAUGUACCAUCCCUGUCAUAGCAGAAAGGGAGGCUGUACCAUCGCUGUAAUCCCUGUCAUAGCAGAAAGGGAGGCUGUACCAUCGCUGUAAUCCCUGUCAUAGCAGAGAAGGAGGCUCUACCAUCCCUGCAAUCACUGUCAUAGCAGAAAGGGAGACUGUACCAUCCCGGUCAUAGCAGAAAGGGAGGCUGUACCAUCCCUGUAAUCCCUGUCAUAGCAGAAAGGGAGGCUGUACCAUCCCUGUCAUAGCAGAGAGGGAGGCUGUACCAUCCCUGUCAUAGCAGAGAGGGAGGCUGUACCAUCCCUGUCAUAGCCGAAGGGGAGGCUGUACCAUCCCUGUCAUAGCCGAAGGGGAGGCUGUUCCAUCCCUGUCAUAGCCGAAGGGGAGGCUGUACCAUCCCUGUCAUAGCCGAGAGGGAGGCUGUACCAUCCCUGUCAUAGCAGAGAAGGUAGGCUGUACCAUCCCUGUCAUAGCAGAGAAGGUAGGCUGUACCAUCACUGUCAUAGCAGAGAAGGUAGGCUGUACCAUCACUGUCAUAGCAGAGAAGGUAGGCUGUAUCAUCACUGUCAUAGCAGAGAAGGGAGGCUGUACCAUCCCUGUCAUAGCAGAGAAGGGAGGCUGUAUCAUCUGUCAUAGCAGAAAGGGAGGUUGUACCAUCUCUACAAUCCCUGUCAUAGCCGAGAGGGAGGCUGUACCAUCCCUGUAAUCUGACAUGCAAACUGAAGUUAAGACAUUGUUGGCAGGUUAAUUUAAAAUGUUUUACCAGAUUUUUUUCUUAUUGGCCAGUUGUAUCAAGGCUUAAGCAAUUGACGUGUUCUGUGUGAUAUUGGACUGCUUUUCCAUGUGUUUGUAAAUUUAAAAAUGUUUUGUUACAAGAAUUUAGCACUUUAUACCUUAAUUUGUAUGUUGGUAAUUUAUAUUAAAAAGAAAAAGAAAGUGUCUUUUAUUGUGCCAAA